AUGAGCGGCUUCCAGGCUCAGGCAGUGCACUAUCAUCACCAGCAGCCCGCCAGCGAUUUCCUCACCGUCGGACCGUCCGAAUCGCCCAGGCGAUCCGUCGAAGUGGGCACAGAGUCAACGUACGAAUGGGCACUCAAGAUCGCUUGCCUCGUCCACGUCCUGCAGGCCGCUGCAGAUCUGGCCAAGCAGCGUGACGAUGCAGCCGCUAUCGCUGCCCUCAAUGCCCGUCCCGGUCUCUCGGCUGAGAAACCGCUCAAGUCGGCAAGACCGCACAGUACGGGCUCACGGACAGAUCUCAACAAGUCGAGGUCGAGCGUCAUUGAGGGGAACCCGAGCUGGGCCAACACAUUCGCCAGCCUGGGAGACAUCUUUGGCUCCUCCAAAUCUGCUCUCUCGGCCUCGCAAGCUCGUCCUGUCCAGUUUCCAAAGGAACUCAUCAAAGCGCUCGAGAAGAAGAUAGAAGCUAUCGCAAAGGGUCAAGAUAGAACCUAUACCGACCUGUCACUCCGCGCGACCGUCGGCGCUUUCUUUGGACCUUACGGACGGCCAGCCUUUCAGAAGACACUCAAAGAGAACAGAAAGGUCGAAGAGAUCAUCCUCCAAUUCGUCACUACUGCUCAAGGCGUACUGCGCAAACAAGCAACUCGUGAGGGAGGUGGAGACGAAUGGAAAGACCAACUCAUGAUACAAACGGCUACCUUUGUCAGGAUCAUCCAAGACGUGCUCAAGACGAUCAAGUCCUCAUCAACCGAACUGCUCGCUAGAAUGGAGACCUACGUCUCAAAGAUGGUACCCAAACCUGCUCCCGCCACGCGCGUCUCAGUCGACGGAUCGGGCCACCUUACCGUUUCUGCCUCUCGCCAAUCCGGCAGCACGAGUUCGCCCACUUCUACUCGCGCACCCUCGCCCUCUUCCAGCCUGAGCCAGCAACUCUCUUCGACAGGCUCAGAAGACCUGCAUCAACAACGGCUCGUCAGGCAAGUCGGUCGCUUGUUCCGCAUACCGCCGGACAAGCUGCGGCAAGACGUCGAUAUGCUCAGACCCGUCAUCACGCAAGAAUCCAUCUGCAAAGACCUCAGAGCGGUCAUUGCGCAGGUCCAUCUAGGUGCUCACUUUCCCUACUGCGAGGAAGACUUUCAAGAUCCGGAUGCGUUCGAACACUGGCGGCGGAAGGAACUCGAUGAACUGAGUACCCUCCUAGAAUCGAUGCAGGUCGCUCCCUCUAGCCCCCAGACGGUCAAGCGACCGACACUCGCCGGACGUACUUCCUCUCUCUCCGGUCGGCUUUCGCUCACCCAUCUUGGCAAAGAGAGCGAACAAGACGCCGAAGAAGCGAGAAAGACACAUCGCAUCUCGGCAGGCGACCUCCGAGAGGAAGCGACGCACUCCUAUACGUUCAUUCCCACCGAUACUGAGUUCCACUACCAGCACCUUCUUGAGACUUGUCUGAAUCACGACAUCGAAGCAACGCACGAUCUCUCACCCGAUGAUCAAAUCUCCCUGCGCAUACUGUCCAAGGACAGUCAAGAUCUGUUGGAGGAGUCGGCCAUAUGGUGGAGAAUCAUGUCAUCCCACUGUGCCGUCGCUUUCCUGGACGAGAUCUGCCGACGUUUCGCUUCUUUCGAGAUUCCACUCAUCCAGUGUGUAGGCGAGGCGGUAUCUCAGGUAGACGCGAUCACAGCAGAGUGGCCACAGAGCCGGUGGGCCAAAGCAGAUAGUCUGUCGCUGGCCCACGUGCUGUCCGAGCUUUUCGACACUAUACUACGGAGGCUUUGUGACAGUCUGAGGCUACCGGAAGCAAGUACGGAUCUUGAUGUCAUUCAGACUGUCGAAUUGCUCGCUGGCAUUACUGUCUUGCCGGCGUUCGCAGAAGGCGUUGACGAUCUCGAUAUUCGGCUGCCCGAAUUUGAGGAGGCAGUGCGGGACAUAGCCGCACGUACGUACGAAGAUCAACGCGCUCAGAUGCCUCGGUUGCAGAACGCUACGCUUGUCGAGGUCUUUCUACGGCUUUUCGAUUGGGUCAGAUCGUCGGCUGCGAUAGUCGACAAACGCUUUCCGUCUGCCCUGCUAGGUAGCACAGAUGUAGCAGCUACUUAUAUCGAUACGCUCGCGACCUCUUUUGGCGCAACGUUACAUCAGUAUGCUAGUGCGCUAUCAGAGUUGCCAGACGCCUCGCAAGAGGAUGCAGAUCGAUAUGACAGCGAGUUACGUGCGCUGUACGAUGGUUGCCUCGAGCUACGGCAGAUGCACCGUGCCUUCAAUCCUUCCACACAGCUCGAAAUUGACUUUGCGGGCUGCUUUGCGCCUUUUGUCCGACGAUGGCUCGAAAAGACGGAUCGAAAGACGAUCAGCUGGGUACAAUCGGCCAUCAGUGUCGACCUCUUCACCGCUGUCGGUGAAGAUCGUCGUAGCUCCUCGGUUGUCGAUCUCAUCGAGUCUUGCAAGUCUGCGGCGGACUAUCUCGUCCGGCUCAAGUGGCCAGUAGAAGAGGAGUAUGCCUUAUUCCUAACGCGGCUAACCCAGACCAUCUCCAAAGCUGUCGAACAAUACUGCAACAAACUCGAAGAACUCUUCAUGGAGGAUCUCUUCCCGGAAGAAAGCCUGACGACGCCGUCUGAGAACCACGCUUCGACCGCUGCUUGGCUCAUUAAAGCCAGAGAGCACCUGCAAGGAGACAAGCGAGCAGUACCCUUCCACUUCCAGCCUCGAUCCUGCGUCAUACUGAACAAUAUCGAAGCUGCACGAGGACUGCUGGACACGCUCUACACGACACUAGAUGCAGAUCGAUUGGUCAGCUUACUGGAGCGAACACAGCCGACACAAGUCGUAAGACCUGCUCACACUUCCUACUUAUUCUCGGUCAAAGUCGUCCUUGCCGAAGGUCUGGUCGCCGUCAACGAAGCCGCCAAAAUCAACCCCUUUCUCUGUCUGAGCGAUCGGCACGGCAAUAGGCUGGCCAAGACACGUACGCUCUACGAUACUGCCAAUCCUCGCUGGGGCGAAACUGUCGAUCUAUCGAUCGAAGGCGAUCUCUGGGUGGCCGCUACCGUCUACGAUAGAGCUCUUGUUGAUGACCACGACCAGAUAGGUCGCGCUUAUCUCCACCUCGAUCCAGACAAAUUUGGCGACUUCCUUGCCCACGAUCUCUGGCUACCGCUUGACACUCAUGGCCGCGCACUCCUGCGUGUCAACAUGGAGGGCGAAAAAGACGACAUACGCUUCUACUUUGGCCGCGCGUUCCGUUCACUCAAGCGUGCAGAGAACGAUAUGGUGCGCAUCAUCGUCGACAAGAUGUCGCCUUUCAUUAGGCAGUUGCUCUCUCGUCAAGGUCUCAGGACAUUAGUAAGGAAAGGCUACAAUUUCUCGGACCUCAAGCUGGAUCAGAUCAAGCUGCCGGAAAAUAUCAAGCUGGAAAACAUCAAGCUCGACAAGGUUACUGCCUUCUUCAAGUCCAAUGGCCAGGCCAAGCUUUCGGAGAUCCCGCCCGUCGAGAUUGAGCGAGCUGCGGCUGCUCAAAAUGAUCUGUCGCAGUCACAAGCUGGUCGCAAGCGUCCUGCAGUUCUGACAGACAAGGAGAUCGAAGACGUCAUUGAGCCGCUCUUCGAAUACUUUGACGAGAGCCUCGCUGUUCUCAAGGAAAAUCUCAGCGACACAGCUUGUCAUCUCGUCAUGGUGAAGCUGUGGAAGGAGAUCCUCAACAUUAUCGAAAGUCUGCUCGUGCCGCCCUUGUCAGACCAGCUCUCCGAGAUGAAGCAGCUGUCUGACAAAGAGGUCUACAUUGUCGUCAAAUGGCUGAAAGGUCUCGCCAACUUCUUGUAUGGCGAAGGUGAAGGCGUCCCGCUCGAGGACUUGCACAAUGCGCGGUAUCAGCACAUUAUCAGCCUUCCGAUGUACUACGAACAAGACACCGACACGCUCAUGGAGCAAUGCAAUCGUGCAGUCAACCAGCGUCUUGCUCAACCCAGUCUAGCCAGAGGUUUGACUCGCUCCAAAUCGGUCCUUCAGCAGCGUAAUCUAGGUACGAUCAGGCAGAGGAAGCAAGAGAAGCGUAAGGAUCACGACGCAGAAGACAACGCGGACAUGCUAUUACGCAUACUUCGUAUGCGGACUCAGCCCGGCGUGGCAGAAUUUCUCGCCCGUCAAUUCGAGACAAUCAACUUUGUCAAAACGCAACAGCAGCAGCAGGUCAGUCAACGCAUCAGUCGACCUUCUGCUCGGCCCAAGAGUAGCUUCACCGGCCUCACUGGCAGGGGCCGUACCAAUAGGCUUACUCGACCUUUCAAUGUCGAGACUGCACACCCUAGUCUCAAUACGCUCGAGGAGGCACCCUCUUCGCCGUACUCGUGA
Molecule: messenger RNA, 4347 nt
Organism: Mixia osmundae IAM 14324
Lineage: Eukaryota; Fungi; Basidiomycota; Mixiomycetes; Mixiales; Mixiaceae
Exons: 4
Coding region: 1-4347 (1448 amino acids)
Source: RefSeq, a predicted model, not a curated record